AAUUGCUCCCGCAGCAAACUGGAGCUCACCAGUUUUUACCUCUUUCUACUCCGUAGUUCUGCCCUUCAUAAUAACCUUAAGACUUUGCCGAGGACUUCCAACUUCCCUCCACUGGUGCUCUGCCCUCGAUCAAAUAUUUUUAAACCUUCACUUCCCGUCUUCUUACAAACAAGCUAUAAAUGAAUGAUGUAUUAAGAUUUCCCGGCUGCAUCCGACAACCUCUUAUCAGUUAGGAAUUCCAAUUCGCUUCUCUUGUUUUUAUUAUUAUUACUAUCAUCAUCAUCUUGGGUAGUUAUUCUCAUUCAUUCAUUGUAUGUUGAAUCUAGCUUGUUCUUGUUAGACCUAUGUUUUGACUCAGCUAUGAAUGCGACACUCUAUUAAUAAACUAACACCUUAUUUCACAGAACAUUACCAAAACCCAAAAGCAAUCAUGACGUCCAAUCCUGCACAUAGACAAACUAUGCUUCUAAGUAAAAGAAUAUCCACCUUCUUGCAGCAUAACAUAUCAUCACAUCUUCAUACACUAAUGCUGCUCACCCCGACUGGAAAACUUCUCAGUACCUCAUCAACUUCACCGGCCUCAAUACUACGUCACCAAGGUACACUCGCCCUAUCACUCUGGACACUCUACUCACCCUUUCCAUCGCAAACCGUAUCAGAUGCCCUCCCUUCAAAUGGCGCAUCUUCAAAUGAUCCUGACACCAAAUCCCGAGAAACGAAAAGUAUAUUAAUACAGAUGGAAUUCGGGGUAAUGGUAAUACGGAAGUUAGCUUGUGGGUUGUUAUUCGUGGCAAUAGGUCCAGCACCCGGAAUGUCAGGAACAGCAACGCCGCAGGUUCAGAGAGAGAAUUUAAUAUCAAUAUCACAACCGGGUUCACCAGAUGGAGGUCAUGAGAGGGAAAUUAUAAGAAGUGGAGAAGGAAGUGAGACGGCGAGUUUGAGGAGUGCCAGAGGAGGUGGAGUAGGUAUUACGGGAAUGAGGAGACAGGCAGAAGAAUUGGGAAGAUGGUUAGAAGGGGCAUUGGAUGGAUUGGUGUUGAGUACAGCGGAACGAUAAAUUGGGUUUCGAUAAAUUGGGAAGUUUUGAUGGAGAUGGGGGAAUUAUCGGGGCCGUUCGAAUCAUCAUAUCACGAUGCUGCGAAAAUUGGCAUUCGUAUCGCAAAACAGCUAUGGAAAGGUAUCGCAGAUUACGGCGGAGCGAUAAAUGUGGAAGUCUUAAUGGAGAUGAUGAGGAUGAUGGAUAUCUUUCUAAUAACAUCAACCUUAUUGCGACAAUCGUAUCGAGGAACGGCAACCGGAAGACAACCAUCGAAAAGACAUCCGGGAAAUCCUUCGGCAAUGCGCGGAAAGAAAACAAAUAACACUUAAGAGCAAUCAAUAAUUAACUGGAUAUGAUGGGACAGACAAACAGGACAGUAUGCAUAAAAUGGGGUUUGGGAAAUAUCAGCAUUUGGAUUGUACGGGUUGUUUAUAAAAGGGAAUGGUGCAAGGGGCUUGGAGUUAUGAUACCAAAGCACUUCAAUUCUGGUAUACUACCUUUUUAAUAUAUACCUA
Messenger RNA from Sclerotinia trifoliorum, 1554 nucleotides. NCBI's taxonomy places the organism in Eukaryota, Fungi, Ascomycota, Leotiomycetes, Helotiales, Sclerotiniaceae. The record is from the annotation of a GenBank genome assembly.